Hyalella azteca is the source of this 633-nucleotide messenger RNA. Its product is annotated as flocculation protein FLO11-like. The record is from RefSeq and is a predicted model, not a curated record. Bases 1 to 633 code for a protein of 210 amino acids. The transcript has a single exon. Lineage: Eukaryota; Metazoa; Arthropoda; Malacostraca; Amphipoda; Hyalellidae.
AUGUCAUCACAGCCUCCGCCUACUCCAGUCGCCGCUACUGUCACGCCUCAGCCUCAAAUGACACCUCAUUCUCACACACCGCAGCCUCUAACUCCUCAACCAACGCUUGUUCCAACUCCGCAACCUCUGUCCAUUCCGCUAGCCCAAACUCCCCAACCUCUACCCACCAUCUCGGUCCCUCCUACAGCCUCUUCUCUGACUGUGAUGCCUGUUAUUCAUUCAACUACCUCGGAAUAUAGUGAUCCCAGCAGUGAAGCGCCUGCUUCUGUUUAUAGUGGAACUGAAACUCUUUACUCCCCCAUGGACGGGCACAGCAACAGUGCCCAACUCUACUCCCCUCCAACUCUAGCUGCCUCAUCAUCUCUACCUCCAGUUACUCUUGCAACAGCUUUGUCGUCCGCAUCCCUCACUCACGAUGCCUUGUACCCGGCAACUGCUGCCGCUCUGUCGCAGGUAACAUUACCUCACUCCUCUGGUAUGCAGCCUCAUCUACCUCAGGUUUACCCAACGUAUUACCCGUUGGAGUAUUCCACACUUCGUCCCGAUUACCGGGCUUACCAAGCGUACUCGCGGCCGCUGCCAGAUGAUAGUCGAUCUCAGUACUCUUCUCCAUAUCCUCCGUAUCAUUUCUGA